This is a messenger RNA of Haplochromis burtoni (Burton's mouthbrooder), 1979 nucleotides long. It is a transcript of the gene foxa2, whose product is annotated as forkhead box A2. The coding region runs from base 311 to 1552 and encodes 413 amino acids. Gene Ontology annotation, biological process: anatomical structure morphogenesis; regulation of transcription by RNA polymerase II; cell differentiation. Gene Ontology annotation, molecular function: transcription factor binding; protein domain specific binding; RNA polymerase II cis-regulatory region sequence-specific DNA binding. NCBI's taxonomy places the organism in Eukaryota, Metazoa, Chordata, Actinopteri, Cichliformes, Cichlidae. The record is from RefSeq and is a predicted model, not a curated record. The transcript has 2 exons.
GAUGCUCGAGGAGUCUCACGCCUAGGUGCGAGGAGAUUAUUCAAAUAGGGCCCAAGGCGUAGAAGUAGGGAUUGGAGGCUUGCCUAGAGCACAGAGCUAUAUCACAGCGUUAACAAGCAGCACGGAGCGUCAUUUGAACUCCAGUCACUGACAGACGCAUUUCACGGCUGGCUCCAUAAGACACACAUGCUCCAGUCUUCGACGAAGGGACAGACCGACGACCUAAAUACACUCAGUGGUCCCCAGUUACCUGCUAUUAGAGAGACUUUCGGCUUUCCCUCUGCUGGGAGACGCUUUGUAAAAGUCCUCCAUGAUGCUUGGAGCAGUUAAAAUGGAAGGACACGAACACACCGACUGGAGCACCUACUACGGAGAGCCCGAGUGUUACACCUCGGUUGGCAACAUGAACGCGGGCCUGGGAAUGAACUCUAUGAAUACCUACAUGAGCAUGUCCGGCAUGAGCACCACUGCCAACAUGACGGCCAACUCCAUGAAUAUGUCAUACGUCAACACGGGCAUGAGCCCCUCCAUGACCGGCAUGUCACCUGGAACCGGCGCCAUGAACGGCAUGGGCGCAGGGAUGACGGCAAUGAGCGCAGCCCUGAGCCCCAGCAUGAGUCCCAUGACCGCACAGCCCGCGUCUAUGAACGCCCUCACGUCGUACUCAAACAUGAACGCCAUGAGCCCGAUAUACGGACAGUCUAACAUCAACAGGUCCAGAGACCCUAAGACCUACCGCAGGAGCUACACGCACGCCAAACCCCCGUACUCCUACAUUUCUCUUAUCACCAUGGCCAUCCAGCAGUCCCCGAGCAAGAUGCUGACACUAGCCGAGAUCUACCAGUGGAUAAUGGACCUCUUCCCGUUUUACCGACAGAACCAGCAGCGCUGGCAGAACUCCAUUCGCCACUCUUUGUCUUUCAAUGACUGUUUCGUCAAAGUGCCCAGGUCGCCGGAUAAACCGGGGAAAGGCUCGUUUUGGACUCUGCACCCGGACUCCGGGAACAUGUUCGAGAACGGCUGCUACCUGAGGAGGCAGAAACGCUUUAAGUGCGACAAGAAGAUGAAGGAACCGGGCCGCAAGUCAGGGGACGGCGGCUCCUCCAACAGCAGCUCGGAGAGCUGCAACGGCAACGAGUCCCCGCUCUCCAACUCCUCCUCCAGCGACCACAAAAGGUCCCUGUCGGACAUGAAGACGAGCCAGGCCCUGAGCCCGGAGCACACCGCUGCUAGCCCGGUGACGCAGGGGCAGCACCUCAUGUCUCAGCAUCACUCGGUUCUUGCGCACGAAGCCCACCUGAAGCCGGAGCACCACUACUCCUUCAACCACCCUUUCUCCAUAAAUAACCUCAUGUCCUCGGAGCAGCAGCAUCACAAAAUGGACUUAAAGACUUACGAGCAGGUGAUGCAUUACUCCGGCUAUGGCUCCCCCAUGGCGGGACCUCUUUCCAUGGGCUCCAUGGCGGGGAAAGCCGGUCUGGAUUCUUCAUCCAUACCUGACACAACUUACUACCAAGGUGUCUAUUCCAGACCAAUUAUGAACUCCUCAUAAACUCUUUUAUUCCCUCAUGUAAUGUGGACUUUCUUCCCAUUCACUUUGUACAUUUGUAAAAGAAAAAGUAUAGACUUUGUGUACAAUAUGUAUUUCAGAUAUUUUUGACGUUUCCCACAGUUUUAGUUGUCGAGUUUGUUAGUAGCCUAAUUAUUUUGAGAGGAUGCUGAUAUUAAUGAUUAAAAACACUGAUAAUGUGACGGAAAUCUGCUCAGAAGUUGGUUUCAGGACUGGACCCAAAGACAACCAACAACAACUUGCUGUAAAAUAGCCUGCGUCCGCAUAACUGGACUCGUAAAUGACUCGAAAUGCCUCGCUGGAUUUGUUCAAUCAUUUGUGUAAUUCCUAUUUAUGGCUUGUAUAUGUGUAUUCUUGUAGUGACAAGAACAGAAUCUAUAUUAAAGUGUUAUUGGUUUUGUUUUCUGAA